UUCCCAAAUCAGAGUCGAAUUCCAUCGGGAAGCUUCCACAAUGUUCUGGAUCUCUGUUGUUCUUCCAGACUCAUCCUUCUCUUCCCCUUUUCUAUGCCCCAACGCCUCUCUCCUCACCAAUCCAAUUUUCCGAACCUAAAUUACAACUCUGAAGCUUUUACAACACUCCAGUUCUACCUUCAAUUUCUUAUUUGCAGAUUUAGAACAACAACAAGAAGGUUGAGAUUCACAUGGGUGUCGAUUAUUACAAGAUUUUGCAGGUAGACAAGAACGCCAAAGACGAUGAUUUGAAGAAGGCUUACAGGAAACUUGCCAUGAAAUGGCAUCCCGAUAAGAAUCCCAACAAUAAGAAAGAGGCCGAAUCCAAAUUCAAACAGAUCUCCGAGGCUUAUGAGGUUUUGAGUGAUCCGCAGAAGAGAGCAAUCUACGAUCAAUGUGGUGAAGAAGGUUUGAAAGGUCAGGUACCUCCUCCGGGCGCCGGAGGUCCAGGCGGUGCAUCCUUCUUCCAAACUGGGGAUGGACCAACGGUGUUCAGAUUCAACCCUAGAAAUGCCAAUGACAUUUUUGCAGAGUUCUUUGGAUUUUCAACCCCAUUUGGAGGAAUGGGCGGCGGUGGCAGUGGCAUGGGCAUGAGGGGCGGUUCCAGGCCAUUUGGUGGUGGCAUGUUUGGGGAUGAUAUGUUCGCUUCAUUCGGUGAAGGCCAGCCGAUGAGCCAAGGUCCACGAAAAGCUGCUCCAAUUGAAAGGAGAUUGCCCUGUAGCCUUGAAGAUCUCUACAAAGGCACCACAAAGAAGAUGAAAAUCUCCAGAGAAAUAGCUGAUGCGAGUGGGAAGACAUUGCCUGUGGAAGAGAUUCUAACAAUAGAAAUCAAGCCUGGUUGGAAAAAGGGCACAAAAAUAACAUUCCCAGAUAAAGGGAAUGAGCAACCAAACGUGAUACCAGCAGACCUGGUUUUCAUUAUAGAUGAAAAGCCACACAGCACAUUCACAAGGGAUGGAAAUGACUUGGUCGUUACAAGGAAAAUCUCUCUUGCUGAAGCUCUAACAGGUUACACAGCUCAUGUGAGCACACUAGAUGGAAGGAGCCUCACCAUCCCCAUCAACAAUGUCAUUCAUCCAGAUUAUGUGGAGGUUGUACCAAAGGAGGGCAUGCCAAUACCAAAAGAACCCUCCAAAAAGGGAAAUUUGAAGAUCAAGUUCGACAUCAAAUUCCCCACAUACUUGACUUCAGAGCAGAAAUCUGGGCUUAAGAAACUUCUGGUGUCUUAGAUUCUGUUCCUUGCUCCACUCUUGUAAAAAAAAAAAAAAAAAAAAAAAAAAA
Benincasa hispida (wax gourd) is the source of this 1320-nucleotide messenger RNA. RefSeq lists its product as uncharacterized. The record is from RefSeq and is a predicted model, not a curated record. Gene Ontology annotation, molecular function: protein-folding chaperone binding. NCBI's taxonomy places the organism in Eukaryota, Viridiplantae, Streptophyta, Magnoliopsida, Cucurbitales, Cucurbitaceae. Gene Ontology annotation, cellular component: cytosol.